GUUGUUGGUAAAAAGGCAGAGUAGGAAGUCUGACAGAGACGCGGACUACCGUCGAUGUUAGGACUUGUUGCUGUUUGUGUUUCUGACCACAAUGUUUGGCAGCAAUGAGGUGAAUGAGAAACACGCGUCGAAGGGUCCCAGCAGCAGGAGACGCUGUCAGUGAUGUCCAGAUCUUAGCGACAGACUGAACCUCCAUCCCAUAAUGGACUCCAAGAAAACGGGCAUGCUGCGGCAUCUCCGCCACAAGAUGCUACCGCAUCUUCGGCGAAGCAAGAUGAGCAAACUCGACGGCCAGAUGGAUCACUCCAGUGACCAUCGAAUUAGUUCCUCCGUUCCCGACGUCAGAGACAUGAAGCAGGAAUAUCCUCGUGGCUCCUCCGUGGCUCGGCUCCAGCAGAACGUUUCCAGCUACAGCAACCCCUCCACUCCACUUGUUAGGUCAGCCAGACGCCAGGGAGGAGCUGGGAGUGGCCUGAACACAGGACUAGGUGGUAGUAGUGGUGAAACUAGGAGGAGUGAACCCAGACUGAAUGUGCCUGCGGACUGCAUAGACUGGGCUUCCUCUCAGGAGUCAUUCAGCAGUCUCUGUGGAGAGGAGAGGAGCUCUGCAGACACAUACUACAGAUCUGUUCAAGGCAUGGAGCCCGAGGAGUUGGCAAUGCCCGAGACAAUGCACAUCUACAACCCAGAUGUCCCCUCUUUGGACACUUCCCAGGACAGCUCACAGCAUGAUAACUACGACCACAACGGUCACAUGGUAAAUGACGGAGACAGACAAAAUUGUGAAAUGGGCAACGAAACGGUGAGCGUGUCGGAGAACAUCCGAGAUCCUCCCAGGUCCUUCCUGCUCACCAUCAACCUGAAGGAAGGACGCAACCUGGUCAUCCGGGACCGCUGUGGCACCAGCGACCCUUAUGUGAAAUUCAAAAUGGACGGAAAAACAUUCUACAAAAGCAAAGUGGUUUAUAAAAACCUUAAUCCGACGUGGAACGAGACCUUUUCUUUACCGGUGAAGGAUCUGAAUCAGAAACUUUAUAUAAAGGUGUACGACCGCGACCUGACAACUGAUGACUUCAUGGGUUCAGCCAGCGUCCUCCUGAGCAAUCUGGAGAUUGACAAGGUCAAUGAGCUGUCGUUGCCCUUGAACGACCCAAACAGCCUGGGGGAGGACAUGGGCAACGUGCUGGUGGACAUGAGUCUGUCACUCAGAAAUAGAGACAGUAAAAGAGGAAACAAGUGGCCCCAUGCACGAAAACGAAGUAGUAGGUUAGCAGGGAGUCCUCAAAGCUUUCGUUUGUCAGAAACGCUGAAAAAGAGUCAGCUGUGGACCUCCGUUGUGACAGUGACUCUGGUUGAGGGUCGGGAUCUGCCCCUGGACUCUCAGGGAGGGCAGUUAUUCGUUCGCUUCAGACUGGGAGAGCAGCAGUACAAGAGCAAGAAUCACUGCAAAGUGCCCAAUCCUCAGUGGAGAGAGAGGUUCACCCUCAACCGGUUCUUGGACAGUCCAGACAUCCUGGAGGUGGAGCUCUGCUCAAAGGAAGGAAGGCGGUCUGAGGAGUGCUUGCAGACGUGGGAAGUGAACCUUUCCAGGGUCCCCUUCAAUCAGAGGCAGCUGUUCACACACUCAGUGUCUCAGGGGAGGGGACGCUUGGUCUUCCUGGUUACCCUGAACAAGAGCAGCGGCGUCUCUAUCUCCGACCUUUGUGCCGCACCACUUGAUGAACCUCAAGAACGACGGAACCAACUGGACAACUACCAUUUGAAAAGAUCCCUCAACAACCUCCGUGAUGUGGGAUUCCUUCAAGUGAAAGUUGUCAAGGCCGUAGAUCUGCUGGCUGCCGAUUUGAAUGGCAAGAGUGACCCUUUCUGUGUGCUGGAACUGGGGAACGACAGACUGCAGACGCACACCAUCUAUAAGAGCCUCAACCCAGAGUGGAAUAAAGUCUUCACGUUCCCCGUCAAAGACAUUCACGACGUUCUGGUGGUGACCAUCUUCGAUGAUGAUGGAGACAAGGCGCCAGACUUCCUGGGAAAAGUCGCCAUUCCCCUGCUCUCGAUCCGCAGGGGACAACAGAUCACCUUACCGCUGAAGAAAGAGGACUUAGGUGGGCUGUCGAAGGGAACCAUCACUCUGCAGCUGGAGGUUAUUUUUAACCCCAUCAGAGCGAGUGUAAGAACCUUCCAGCCCAGAGAGCGGCGGUACAUGGAGGAUAACCCCAAAUUUUCCAAGAAGGCUCUGGCCAGGAACGUGAUGCGCGUUCAGGCGCUGUACAGGGCUAUCAUGUCGACUCUGCAUUACAUCAAAAGCUGCUUCCAGUGGGAGAGUGUUCAGAGGAGCCUGCUAGCCUUCCUGGUAUUUCUGCUGACAGUGUGGUACUGGGAGUUUUACAUGCUGCCUUUCUUCCUGGUUCUGCUGAUCUCGUGGAACUACCUCCAGAUCCGCUCUGGACGCGUCAGCCAGGACGUGGACAGCAUGGAUUUGGCAGAUGAGGAUGAAGAUGAUGAGAAGGAGUCUGAGAGGAAAGGGCUAAUAGAGAAAAUCCACAUGGUCCAAGAAACCAUCAUCACCCUCCAAAACCUGCUGGAUGAGAUCGCCUGUUUUGGGGAGAGGAUUAAAAACACUUUCAACUGGUCUGUGCCGUUCCUGUCGGGCCUGGCUCUGCUGAUCUUUGUCACUGUUGCCGUCCUCACAUACUACAUACCUGUACGCUACAUAGUUUUAAUAUGGGGUAUCAAUAAAUUCACCAAGAAAUUACGGAACCCGUACAGCAUUGACAACAAUGAAGUGCUUGACUUCCUGUCGAGGGUGCCUUCAGAUGUGCAGAAGGUUCAGUACAGUGAGCUGAGAUGCAACAGAAAGAGGAAAAUCCUGUAGAAUUCACUGAAGAAGGAAGACAGUACGCGCGUUGGACUCGAUGCUGCUGCCGCUGCAUGUGGGCUUCUUAUCUGACAACACUUUCCUGUGGACGGGAGAACUGCUGGAGCUCUGCGAAGUUUCACUCCGUGUUGGUUUCAGGGUGCAGAGGAGGUACGAAUCUCAGCUGCCUGCGUCAACGCACAGCUCGGCCAAAGAAGCUCUCACGUCACCACACACUUAACCGAUGUUUUCUACCGAUGCAUUUCUCCGGCAGCUUGUGCUGUCGUUUCUAAAGACUGUAGGUGAAUUCUUCUGUGCACAUUUUGCUUUUUAAGAUUAUCAAUCAGAAGCUGCUUUGUUUUAUAUUCUUGACUCCAGGCUGUGUCACCCUGGAAUCAAAUGAAAUAUCAGUUUGUAUUAUGCUGAAUGUAUUUGUCUAGUAUGCAACAUGCAUGUGUAUAUUUUUAUGUAAUUGUAACAUGACACUUAUGAAGACAUUUAUUCCAAAAUGGAUUAUUUUCCAUUUAACAAACCUUCUUGUUACUGGGGUAAAAGUAAAUUUCGUUUUGUUUUACUACUGAUAUUAAUGUGUCGGUAAGAUGUAACUGUAAUAACAAGGUACUUGUGGUUUUAAAUAUUAACAAUUUCAGGUUUUCAAUAGAGAACAUUUUCUGUGUCUCUGUUCAGGUUAGCAGUAAUAUUGCCUUUAAACUGAUAAAGGACUAUGGGCAUACACCCCAAUAUAUUUCAACAUCCCAAUACAGACGUUGUUUUAAACAUGCAAUAUGAGUGCCUGUAUUUAUGUUUUAGAUUGUUUUCCAUCAUCCUGUAUGGGAGGAUGCACCUACUCUGUUAAACUUUACAUUUCUGGUGUGUGUUGUACACACCUGACUGUAUUUAUUAUUAACAAUCACUGAUGAAGACAAUGAGUCAUUCAUUUCUAACAGCAAUAAAUGCGCACACCAACACUG
Molecule: messenger RNA, 3828 nt
Organism: Mugil cephalus (flathead mullet)
Lineage: Eukaryota; Metazoa; Chordata; Actinopteri; Mugiliformes; Mugilidae
Product: multiple C2 and transmembrane domain-containing protein 2-like
Exons: 23
Coding region: 203-2875 (890 amino acids)
Biological process (GO): regulation of neurotransmitter secretion
Cellular component (GO): synaptic vesicle membrane
Molecular function (GO): calcium ion binding
Source: RefSeq, a predicted model, not a curated record